CACGCACAUAAACCUUAUAAUUCCUUAUUUCUAUUUCUAUAAACUUUCAUAGGAAUUAUUAUGAAAGAUGUCUAAAUUAUUGGGGUCUUUUUAUAUCGAUUCUCUCUAGUGCAGUGGGGGAUUCUUUUGACUUUGAAUAUUUUUCUUCUUUUAUGUCGAUUUUAAUUUUUAUCAGCCAAGACGAUUUUCGAAUAUAUAUCCAAUCUUGAAUGAGCUUCAUUUUUUUUGAUACGUUGGAACGAUCCGUAUAUACGCUAUCUCGGGGCCAGAGAAAUUCCGCAGGCGGGUGGCCGCGUGCGCGGCGAACUUGGCGCGCAUCCGACACACGUCCGCAGUGCGCGAUACCGCGGGCCAGAUGCCAGAUCGCGCGCUUCAGGUUUUGCGCGAUUCAGUUCGCGGUCAGUAUGCGCUUGGUCUGGCACGGUCGCGGAUCGCAGCGUGAGGUGCGAGGCGCGCCGCCCGCGAUGGAGCUGCGCGAGAUGAGCGGCCGCGAGUACGGCACUGCGGAGGAGACGGCGGAGCUCCUGCCGCAGCGCGACAAUGCGUCCGAGUACGAGAGCUACUUCAUCGAGUACGCGAUGCAGAAGGAGAUGAUCAAUCGCAACCGAUGCCCCGCGAGCCGACGAUUACUCAGUCAAGCCGCGCAGCUGGACUUCAAUUUUUCCAAUAGCAAUCACUCCAAGGAUUCACCAUGUGCCGGAAUCACCAUGAUCCACACCUCGAGCGCAAACUGGCCGCCCUCCAGGAAGCGCGAGGAGGCAGUAGCUUUGGAAAACCUCAGGAAGAGGGUAGAGCAAAGCAAAUUGUACAAGGCGGACCGAAUUUCCGAUUCGAUCGUACCUACCCCCUCAAUAAACUACGAACUGACCCCACAACAGCUAGACAAUCGGCCGAAACUUCUGAAGAAGAUACUCAGCAACCGACCGAUGAGUAUCAUGUAUGAUAGCAACGACUUAGUGACCGACUGGCGCGACAGCGAAUUCAUCACCGAGUGCCUUUGCUGGCACAACGUCUAUCGGCAACGGCACAACGCACCCCCGUUGACCAUGUCACCCCAGUUGUGCGAGUACGCUCAAUCUUGGGCGAAUCACCUGGCGCACACGAACACGUUCUAUUAUCGGAAUGAUCGGAACGUAGGUCACAACCUUUAUUGUCGACCCGGCGGCGCGGUACCCGGCGACAUCACGGGACAGGAGGUCGCGGCCUACUGGUACUCCGCCGUGAAACAGUACGACUUCCUCAAGGAACCAGAUAUUCUUCACGCCAACGUAAAUGCGGGUCACUUCACCCAACUGAUAUGGGCAAGAAGCCGUUACUUCGGGGUCGGCAAGGCGUGCAGCAGAAGCGGCAAGGUGAUCGUGGUGGCAAACUACGAGCCGGUGGGCAACGUGUCCGGUCAGUUUCAAAACAAUGUAUUUCCGCCGUUGCCCGAGAAUAUGAACGUAAUGUUGUCACCGCCCACCGUGCGGGUGCCACGGGCGCAAUACGAGCUGCUGAGAUCGACGACACCGUCGUUGCCACCACCGUCGUUACCGCCUCCGUUGUCGGACACCGCGUCCACCGCCAGUGACACAAUGUCCGUCAGCUCCGGCCAAUAAUAUCACGGCCGUGCGAAAUGCCUUCUCUGUAUCUGCGCGCGAUGGGCCGGACGUUGAAGAAAAAAAGGAUAAAGAAAGGCCGACCCUUCACGCGCCGCAAAUCAAAGACUUCGGACAUGCGAAACGCGAUGACCGAUAUUUCUGUUGAUAAAAGCGGAACUUUCAGAAGUCUUUUAUUAAUCCGUUAACGCGCAUCUUUUAAAAAAUUUCGGAAAAGUUUCUUAAAAAUAACUCAAUGAAAUAUGAUUAGAUGUCAGCGCGCUAGCUGAAUUGCUCAUAAAUUCAUUAAGCGAUCGAUUAAUUAUUGGAAAGGUAUUUUUAUCUUAUUGUUUAAUGCAAGUUUAUCUCAAUUCGAUCGUAAAUUUUCCAUAGAAAUAUCGGUCACCAAGUUUUACUGCCAGAUUUCAGCUACCGCUUGCAAAAGCAGUGAUAAUCAAAGAUGUACCGAGCUUCAUCAUGAUAGCUGGUAAUUUGUAAUACAAUUAGAUCAAUCGAGCACAAUCUGCGAUGUAAUUAUUGACAGUGGUGUAACUUUUCGUUCACUUUUCAUUUAUGAGUCUGACAUGAUAAAAAAGUAAUCCGCCAGACAGAAAGGCAGGACAUUUAGAACAAGAAAAAUAAGUAAAAUAAGAAAGGAAGAAAUUGAAGAAAUACUUCAAGAGUGCGAUCAUACAAUCAAAAUUUUGUUAAAAUUUUAAAAAAAGACUAAUUAAUAUGAGAGUAGUGUAAAUAUUUCGUUUUUUCUUGACUUUUUCUUUUAAUUUCUUCUUUUUUGUGCGCAUGAAAAUUAUUUUUUAAAGAGUUACGUCACUGUCUUUAAUAAACUAUAAUAGAAGCUCAAAUUUAGAGUAGCUGUACUUAUUUCCAAUUCAGGAAAGAAAGUUCGAAGCAAUCGAAAGACAGUUUGUAACUUAUUUUCAAAUUUUAUAAGUUUAUUUGCUGAUUAUUCGUUGCAUAUCACGUGCAAAGUGAAAGCUAGGGUUGUUCAGAACAUCCACAGAAGCUCUAUCCAUUUUGUACGUCGGUUUAAAAAUGGCACUCGUUCAAGGGCAACUCUCAGUUGUAAUUAUAUAAGAUAAAUUUGAAAAGCCUAAAGUGAUGAAUUGCGCCUAGCAAGAAGAUGAUACUUUGCACGCACUUUUCCGUCCUAUUAUACUAAAAAUUAAUGGUUUACGGAACGAGGUUUGAAUUUCCUAGCAUUUUUAGCGUUAACGAAUGUUCCUAUCAGGUAGCUAGGAUUAGUAUUCCCCAGAGAUUAAUCUGGAAGAAUCUGGAAAACUUGUGAAAAAUAUUACAAUCAGAACGUAUUAAGCUGCUCAGAAGUGUUCUUGUUAAUCCGAAAACAGCCGGAUGAGAUCUACGAGACUUAAUUCCAAGAAUUUUUAAAAAAGAGACAGUCGAAAAGGAAAAUUUGUGCGAUUUUAUAUGAUAAAUUCUAAAGUUAGAAUGAGAAACGAGAAAAGUUAUUUAGCUCCGUGUAUAUUCGCAUUUUGAGUUUAAAGCUAAAUACAGAAUAAGUUGGUUAAUUGUUAAAUAAGAAUUGUUAAAUAAUUGAAUAACAAUUAAGCAACUGAUAUUAAAUAACUGAAUUAGCUUAAUUGUUCUAGGGCAAAUUGAACAUAACGAAGUCUUUAAUUAUCGAUUACAUAAAUAAUAUAAGAGAGGCAUUCGUUUGAAAGUGACAAUUACCACGAAUCUUUCACUAUCAACAUAGAACAGACGCAAAUACAUACAUGCUACAUCUAAAGUCUGCCAGACUAUUUGAUAAUCAUUAUCGUAUAGAAAAACAACUAGUUGAGCAUAAUUACAUCAAAGCUUUAUAUUUCGCUACCUUGUCAUCGAUAAUUUAAAAAAUGAUGAAAAUCUUUCACGCCUCUAUUAUUCCCCAAUAUAACAGAAAAAAAGAAACGAAUGAAAUAAAUCAAUCAGAUUGGGGAAAAAUCCUUAGAUCAACGUAGUAAUUGCUUCGAAUGUUGUUACAGCGAUUUUAGCACGCCAAAUAAAAAUACCUGAUCUCCAUGUAUGAUGAGAUUGUUAACAAAAUAAUAUUGACUAUUCGAGGGAGAGCUCUCAGGUACGCAAAUUAUUGCGUGAUGAUUCUAGUUUAAUAGCGAUUCUAAGCAAAUUUACAGCGAUUUUUGUAAUUCGAUCCUGUUGACUCUUAAUUUGCUAGAAUAUAUUAAAAAUAGAUUGUUACAAAGCAGAAAUUAUUUUUCGGAUAGAUUGUUGCAGAUAGAAGAUAAAAGAGUACUUUUUCGCUCAUAGUCGACUGAUUAGUACCUCGCUUUCUCAAACGUGAGAAAUAGAAUGUAAUUAAAGUGUAAAUUAAAUCAAGAAAACAUGUUUUAUCUUUUUACAUUAGAUUCUCACUUCUGUAGAAUCUUAUAUAAUAUUAUACAAAACGAUAAAAAUAUUCAUUGAUCGAUCACAUGUGGAAUUACUGUUGAGAAACGAUUUACUUAAUCAACAUUAUUCAAUUAGUUUAAUCGCAUUUUAUGUAAUUUAAUGUGAAAUUAUUGCUCGCGCAAGCUCAUGGUGUAUAAAAUAACGUACGUUCCACAGUAUCGAUAUUUGACAUAGCGCACAGGGUUAAAUAACAACAAUGCUCGAUGUGAUAAGUAAUUAAGUGGCUUUCAUUAAUCUAAGAAUGUUAAAUCAAAUUGUGGCUAUCAAGAGGAUCGACGAGGUUCAAAAAUGUUGUUUCGCUUUCGAAUUUUUCUUUUCGUAUACAGCGCAUGCGAGCUGUUAAAAUGCAAUUUGCAAGUAUUUUGAAGUGUACGCUCACCUGUUGAGACAAUCGAUACGGAGACGUCGUUUCAUUACGUAAUUAAAGACUCUAAUAAUGAUAAUUUAAGAUCGUAGAUUUAUGCACAGGACGAUCAGCAGACAGUAUAAUUUUAAUGAUAGAUUCUUUAAUGAAUUCGAAACCAUUUUUUUCUUUUCAACGAGGUUUUGUUGAAAAGAAAUUACUCCCUUCUUGAUUUGCAUGACUUUGAUAAUUACAUCUCGAUUAUAAUAUUCUUGUUAACAAAUAAUCCAUUUGAAAUUAAUUCGAUCUAUUAUUAAAAUUUAUAUAUAACAGAAUAAAAAUGUAGAAUAUUUUUGUAUAGUUAUAAAUAUAUAUUAAUUCACAAUAAUUAAUCACGCUUAAUUAUCAAUGUAUUCUAGUAAAUUCUAGUAAAUUCAAUCAGAAUAUGUAAAUUAUAGGAAAUGUAUAUGAAAAAAAUCUUACAAAUUAUUUAUUUUAUUAUAAAUCUAUUUUUUAAAUAUAUAUCGAUUUUACUAUUAUCGAUGGUAAUCUAUCGUGUCGGAUCUACCAGAAGCUCACGUAGUUUAUUAUUAUAUAUAGCUUUGGUAAUGUUAACUCUAUUAAAGAUUCAAUUUGUUACCGAUCCCUAUUAAUCGCUUUUUGUAGUAAAAUCGCUUAUGUAUAAAAGCAUCAAAAGUUAAAAGUGGAACGACGUUAAUGUACUCGUUGUUAAAGUACAGGGCAUAGCCUUAAAUAAAUUAAUGAAUUAAAUGCAUUGCAAAUCCAACGUAUUUUAUAACGAUGAAUGUUAAUAAAAUUAUCUCUUUGCAAAAAAAAAAA
Pogonomyrmex barbatus (red harvester ant) is the source of this 5187-nucleotide messenger RNA. RefSeq lists its product as uncharacterized. NCBI's taxonomy places the organism in Eukaryota, Metazoa, Arthropoda, Insecta, Hymenoptera, Formicidae. The record is from RefSeq and is a predicted model, not a curated record. Gene Ontology annotation, cellular component: extracellular region.